AUGAGGCUGCUUAACUUUUGCUUCCCACUUCUGGCUUCGGUCAGCAUUGCCUCGCCUGUGCUUGAGACGAACCUCGCACUAGCUGCUGCAAGCAGACACCUCACUACUCCCGCAGUGGCAGACCAAUCAGACUUGGACAACUUCAAGCUAUACGCCAAAUAUGCUGGAGCUAGUUACUGCAAUAUUGGGAACCUGGGCGCUCCAACGUUUUGCAAGGGAAACCUUUGUCUGGACAAUACUACAACUCUCGCCAGAUUCACAGGCGCCACCACCGACAUUGCUGCUUAUCUUUCUGUCAACUCGUACAGAAAGGAACUCGUAGUUGGAGUGAGGGGAAGCUACAACAUCCGCAACUGGCUCGCCGACCUUCGCUUCCUCCAGGCCAGUUGUCCAUAUGGAGCCAUGUGUCGCGUGCAUCGCGGUUUCUGGCAGGCCUUUCAAGACAUUACCGACGACAGCUUCUACGAAGCCCUCCGUGAAUCCAUCCACAACUACCCAGACUACAAUGUCACGGUGACAGGCCACUCGCUGGGCGGUGCCGUCGCGUUGCUCCUGGGAUCGUACAUUCGUGAGGAGUUUGAGUCCGUCAAUGUUGACAUUUACACGUAUGGUGCGCCGCGCGUCGGAAAUGUUGUCUUUAUGAACUACUUGCGCAAUCAGCCCGGCAAGGAAUACCGCAUCACGCAUUUUGACGACCAAGUCCCGCGCCUCCCGCCGGCGUCAUACCUGGGCUACGCCCAUAGCACACCCGAGUACUGGCUCCGGGACGGCCCCGCUAAUCGGCUCAUCUACACGCCCGAGGAGGUUAUUGAGUGUACCGGCUACGUCAAUAUGGAUUGCAGCGGUAGCGGCUACUGGCCGGGCGUGAUAUCUCACCUGUACUACUUUGUCAAGAUGACCGAGUGUGGAGACGGUCAUUCGCAUGGUCACAUGGAUUUGGGAGAUUUACCUCGUUUCGCUGAGACCACAUGGAACAAGACUGGCUACGACAAGGAUCUUCUAGAGCGCCUUGAGAUGUUUGCACAAAUGGAUCAGCAGUAUGCUGAGGUGGUGGCCGAGGUGUCGAACCCAACUUCAUGA
Messenger RNA from Pestalotiopsis fici W106-1, 1080 nucleotides. RefSeq lists its product as uncharacterized. The transcript has 3 exons. Gene Ontology annotation, biological process: lipid metabolic process. Lineage: Eukaryota; Fungi; Ascomycota; Sordariomycetes; Amphisphaeriales; Sporocadaceae. The record is from RefSeq and is a predicted model, not a curated record. Bases 1 to 1080 code for a protein of 359 amino acids.